AUGAAUCAUUGCUUUUUCGAUAAUGAUGUAAAUCAGAGCAGAUGGAGAAAACUUAUAUAUAAUGGAACCAUGAAUCCUGUCUGUGCAUUGACUCGAGUUGACACAGGAAGAUUACAGAUAUUUGGGGCUGAAGAAAGCAUCCUAAGGCCAGCCAUGGAAGAAAUUUUACAAAUCGCAAAAUCGGAAGGAGCCCAUUUUAAGGAAGAAGUUAUUGAUCUGAUGCUCAAAUUGGAUGAUGGAGUAUGGUGUCAACCUUCCAUGCUUGUAGAUGUAUUAAAAGGAAACUACAUCGAGCUAGAAGUUUUAGUUGGUAAUCCUGUGAAAAUAGCUCAAAGAAACGGUGUCAGCGCUCCUUAUUUAGGCUUAAUCUAUAAUCUUCUAAAAGUAGUCCAAAACAAAACGAAGGAAUCGAAAGGACUAAUUUCCAUACCUAAAGAAAGGCCAAAUAGAAUAUAA
Priceomyces carsonii is the source of this 456-nucleotide messenger RNA. RefSeq lists its product as uncharacterized. Gene Ontology annotation, molecular function: oxidoreductase activity. The record is from RefSeq and is a predicted model, not a curated record. Gene Ontology annotation, cellular component: cytoplasm. The coding region runs from base 1 to 456 and encodes 151 amino acids. NCBI's taxonomy places the organism in Eukaryota, Fungi, Ascomycota, Pichiomycetes, Serinales, Debaryomycetaceae. The transcript has a single exon.